Molecule: messenger RNA, 447 nt
Organism: Colletotrichum truncatum
Lineage: Eukaryota; Fungi; Ascomycota; Sordariomycetes; Glomerellales; Glomerellaceae
Source: RefSeq, a predicted model, not a curated record
AUGAAGUUCACCAUCGUUGCUGCUCUUGCCACCCUCGCCGUCGCGGCUCCCGCCACGGACCGCCGCGCCACCUGGACGCAGUGGUUCGCCAACGUCGUUGCCGAGCCCGAGCCGUACAACAACAGCAACCUCACGUUCGCUUUCAGCUUGGCUUUCACCGACGGCACCAUCUACAAUUGUGCCACUUCUUAUGACACCAACACUGGCGUGUCUGCCAACAACACGUGCACCUACAAAGGCCAACCCUCCGAUGUUACCGCCACCGUCGCAGUCCUCGGCGGCAUCCAGAACAUCGCCCCGUCCGUUUACAUGCCGGCCACUGAAACCACCUACACCGCCAACAUCACGACCGCGAACCCUCAAUACUCUUGCGCCCACUCCGGCACUCCUGGCAGUGGCGUCAAGUGCAUCACCACAUCCGGCACCUUCACCGCCACAGCGGUCUAA